AUCCGGACGGUUUUGCGAUGUCAUUCUUCGGGCUGGAAACAUUGCAAUUAAAGCACACCGAGUAGUCCUGGCCACUGGUUCCAAGUAUUUCGAAGCCAUGUUUUCCCAUUCGGUGUCUGAGUCGUGCUCGGAUAGCGUGACCAUCAACGAUGUGGAUGAAGCGGCCCUCGUGCAGUUAGUGGAAUUUCUUUACACUGGUGUGGAUAUUCAGUUGUUCCAAUAUUUCUAUCUUUUGCUUCCGGAAAACCAUCUGAAGCAUUUUUUCUUCUGUAUAGCAACCAAUGACUCUUAUUUUCUCUACAUAGAAAUCGUCAUAACCGAAGAACAUGUAGAAGGUUUGCUUGCUGCAUCAAACCUACUACUUGUUCCAUACGUACGCGACGCCUGCUGCCGGUUCCUUCAGUCCCAGUUGCAUCCAGAAAACUGUCUCGGCAUCUUUCGCUUCGCCAGUCUGCACAGCUGCACCGAAUUGUCGGAAGCCAGUUUCCGAUUUGCAGAAGAACAUUUCUUCGAGUUGACAAAUGGAUCUGGUGAAUUCGUAGAACUGGAUGUGGACAGUGUGGAACAAUUAGUCUCAAGUGAUCAUCUCACCGUAUCUGAGGAUCGCGUGUUUAGCGCAAUACGCCUUUGGGUGGAACACGACGUAAGCGGUCGACAAGCACACGCCGAGCGUCUGUUUGAGCAUGUGCGGUUCGGUUUGCUCUCGCGCGACUAUGUGAUUCAGCUCAACAUUCCCAGUGAAUUUUUGCUUGCUAAUCCGUGGUGUCAGACGCGUUUGUCGCAAACUCUUACCUAUCACCUCUCUCCAUUGGCGGACAACCCGAUGACUCCCGAUCAGUUCCAACCUCGCAACAUGGCACCAGAGGUAUUGAUGAUCGUUGGUGGCUGGAAUGGUUCCGCUCUAUCUUCAGUUGAAUGCUUCAACUUUCCAAUUGGUUCAUGGCUGAGUAAAUCGCAGAACUCAACCGCGUUUGUGUUUCCGUCUGCCUUACGCCCACAUGUUCCAGAAAUACCAAGAAAACAUGCCUUUUGCGGUGCGGCUGUCCUGCGUAAGAAGGUUUAUGUCAUAGGUGGCUGUUACGAUGGCGUUGUCCCUGUCCGGGAUGUAGAUAUCUACGACAUCUCAGGGAAUUCUUGGAGUCAAGGCCCUCAGUUGCAGUAUGCACGGCAAGAUCUUGGCGUUGCAGUGCUCAACGAUAAAAUCUACGCGGUUGGUGGGUACAACGGUAAAACAGGGCUUAUUGUGAACAAAAGAAUAAACGUGAGCUUAAAACGGACUGAUGCUGGCUUCUAUAAUCAUUUCGAGCUGCCCACAACUGCAGACACUCAUUCAGGCAAUCUCUCAAGGGUUGGCCACCGCUCUGCAUUCCGCCACUCUGAAUUGGGCAUGGAAACAGUACUCUCUUCGACAAACGAUGUUUCGGCAUACGUAACACAUUUCACAACCAACGCAGCAUCUGGUGCUGGACACAUUCCUCAAUGGAAGUACCCGUUACAUAGCCGAAAACACGCUUUCUG
Molecule: messenger RNA, 1518 nt
Organism: Opisthorchis viverrini
Lineage: Eukaryota; Metazoa; Platyhelminthes; Trematoda; Opisthorchiida; Opisthorchiidae
Exons: 6
Molecular function (GO): protein binding
Source: RefSeq, a predicted model, not a curated record